This is a messenger RNA of Guyanagaster necrorhizus, 824 nucleotides long. Its product is annotated as DnaJ-domain-containing protein. The record is from RefSeq and is a predicted model, not a curated record. Bases 220 to 750 code for a protein of 176 amino acids. The transcript has 4 exons. NCBI's taxonomy places the organism in Eukaryota, Fungi, Basidiomycota, Agaricomycetes, Agaricales, Physalacriaceae.
UCGAAGAAGAAGAGCGUCGCGGGGUUCGUGGCAGCUGCAGUGACGGGGACGAGUAUCGUGCUCGGCUUCUGGGGCGGGAUUGGGGGCGGGUCAUGGGUACCCUCUGAGAAGGGCUGGGUCGGGACAGUCGUAUUUGGGGCGUAUGCAGGACUCGUGGCUGCCUUUCUGCUUAUAUCACCAUAUAUAAUCGUCUCUUUACGUAACACAAAUAACAUACCCAUGCCUGUUGACCACUACCACGCUCUUAAAGUACCAAGGAAUGCAUCCAAGGCCCAGAUAAAGUCCUCUUUCUACCAGCUCAGCAAGGCCCACCAUCCAGACCUCUCCGCUCACCCUGACUCCCCAGACCACUUCCGUCGUGCUUCAGAGGCCUAUGCUGUCUUGUCUGACGACAGACAGAGGCGUGCCUAUGACAGGUCCCUUACUACCGUACCACCACACCCACGAGAACACGCAUUUUUCCGUACCACUACUUGGGAGACGAGAAACAGACCACCCAAUGCAAAGUUUGCCUGGACGGCUAGAAAACCAAGGCCGGUAUACCACACAUCGACUGGUGUAAAGUUUGGUGCCGGGUUGCGUGACCGGACACACCCUGUUUACCAGAAUGUCUCUCAACGCCACUCCGACGAGCACAAGGCCCAUAUCGCAUUCAGUCGCAUAUCAGGCACUGCCAGAGCCCUACAGCUCCUCGCCGGGUUGAGCGUAGUCAUGUGGGUCUUGGGUUCAAGUGGAAAGGAGUCGGGAUAGACAGUACGGCGCUUGAAAAUUAGACCCUUUACAGACGAUACGUAUAAAUUACCUGCAAUCACGCCCCUGUGACU